Messenger RNA from Acanthoscelides obtectus, 530 nucleotides. The record is from the annotation of a GenBank genome assembly. NCBI's taxonomy places the organism in Eukaryota, Metazoa, Arthropoda, Insecta, Coleoptera, Chrysomelidae.
AUGGAUCUGUUGUUAGCAGAAAAUUCUUCUCUGAAAAUUUGGUAUUUUCUGAAAAAUAGGAAGAGAAGUUGUAGUGUUCAUGGAAUAAAUAAAAGUAGGCAUGUACAUGGUGAAUUUCAUCACCUGUAUGAAGAACUAAGGCAGCAUCCCGAGAAGUUUAAGUCUUAUUUCCGAAUGAGUAUUGUAACCUUUGAUUAUAUUGUGAAGAAAAUUCAGCAUAAGUUAGUAAAAAGUUGGACCAACUUUAAUUGUAACCCUAUUAGCCCAACAGAACGAGUUGCACUGACCUUAAGGUUUUUUGGCAACGGGAUCAUCUUUUAAAACUCUUAGUUUUACUUUUCGAAUGGGUGCUACGACGUGUCAUCAAUUGUGCGAGAAACAGUAAAAGCUAUGUGGGACAUAUUACAACCUCUGCAUAUGAAACUUCCUACCGAAAAUGACUUCAAGAACACUGCAAAAGAAUUCUACGAAAAAUGGAAUUUUCCCAAUUGUCUGGGGGCAAUUGACGGAAAACAUAUUCGUGUGAAAUG